This is a messenger RNA of Fragaria vesca subsp. vesca, 1589 nucleotides long. RefSeq names its product probable receptor-like protein kinase At1g80640-like. Lineage: Eukaryota; Viridiplantae; Streptophyta; Magnoliopsida; Rosales; Rosaceae. Gene Ontology annotation, molecular function: ATP binding; protein kinase activity. The record is from RefSeq and is a predicted model, not a curated record. The transcript has 10 exons. The coding region runs from base 63 to 1445 and encodes 460 amino acids. Gene Ontology annotation, biological process: protein phosphorylation.
CUCAUUAGGCGCUCACAAAUCUCUGUCUCUUCAUGUGCACUUGAGCUGAGCAGAGACAAAGAAUGAAGCUUCUUGUUGUGGUUGUUGUAAAUUUUGUUGCUUUUGUGCUUGUAGACCAAAACAAGCCAUGCCCUUUUUGUGUUGGAGCCACAGUUGUACCUGACCCACUUGUUUCUUCCAUAACGGCUCCUCUUCCCUCACCAAACUUCUCACCCAUUCCGCCAAUUGCUUCAUCAAUGGCUUCCUUCUCUCCAGGAAUUCAACAAGGAAGUGACGAGAACCAAAUGGAUCCACAUAAGAAGAUGAUCAUUGCCCUCACUGUGACUUGUGCAACACUUGGUGCAGUUUUGUUGUCACUAUUGUGUUUGUGGUUUUAUCACAGGAAGUACAAGUUCCUUAAGAGAAAUGCUCAGAGCUCAGAUGCUGAGAAGGAGCUGGCAUUGUCUCCAUUUUUCGGCAAAUUCAAUUCCAUAAAGAUGGUUGGGAAAAAAGGGUUGGUUACAGUAAUUGAGUAUAAGCUAAUAGAAAAAGGCACUAGCAAUUUUCAGGAGAGUAAUAUCUUGGGCGAGGGUGGAUUUGGAUGCGUUUACCGGGCUCAUUUGGAUGAAAAUUUGAUUGUUGCUGUCAAGAAACUGGACUGUGCAACUCAGGAUGCGGAGAAAGAAUUUGAGAAUGAGGUGGAGUUAUUACAUAAAAUUCAGCAUCCAAAUAUAAUUUCCUUUUUGGGCUGUAGUAUCGAUGGUGACUCAAGGUUCAUUGUUUAUGAAUUGAUGCCUAAUGGUUCUCUGGAAACUCAAUUGCAUGGACCCUCUCAUGGAUCGGCAUUAACAUGGCCUAUGCGAAUGAAAAUUGCUCUGGAUACUGCAAGAGGAUUAGAGUAUCUGCAUGAGUACUGCAACCCUCCAGUGAUCCAUAGAGAUCUGAAAACAUCUAAUAUUCUUUUGGAUGCCAACUUCAAUGCCAAGCUUUCUGAUUUUGGUCUUGCUGUGGCUGAUGGGGCCAGAAAUAAUAAUAACAUCAAGCUUUCUGGCACAUUGGGCUAUGUUGCUCCGGAGUAUCUUUUAGAUGGUAAGUUAACAGACAAGAGUGACGUCUAUGGUUUUGGAGUUGUACUUUUGGAGCUUCUACUAGGAAGAAGGCCUGUAGAAAAACUGGCACCCACUCAAUGCCAAUCCAUAGUCACAUGGGCCAUGCCUCAGCUUACUGACCGAUCAAAGCUUCCACACAUUGUGGAUCCCGUGAUCAAAGAUACAAUGGAUCUGAAGCACUUAUACCAGGUUGCUGCUGUAGCCGUGUUAUGUGUGCAACCAGAACCAAGUUACCGCCCACUAAUAACAGAUGUUUUGCAUUCUCUUGUCCCUCUUGUUCCUGUCGAGCUCGGAGGCACACUUAGAGGUACACAACCUGCACCUCCAGUAAACCCCCAAGAGUCUUCUGAUCACUGAUAAACAACCCAUGUUUGAUGAUACUUCUGCAACACUUUAAAGGUUCGCGCAGCUUAGACAAUCCAUCGGUCCAUAUCACACAUUGAUUUGCUUAAUUAGUUUGCUGAGAAGGUUAUGCUUUCAGUAAUUCAGGUAUAUCAGAGG